This is a messenger RNA of Nicotiana tabacum (common tobacco), 1910 nucleotides long. The record is from RefSeq and is a predicted model, not a curated record. NCBI's taxonomy places the organism in Eukaryota, Viridiplantae, Streptophyta, Magnoliopsida, Solanales, Solanaceae.
GUGGUCCAUAGUUGUAUGAUUUAAUAGAAGUCUACAAGGCAAGUGUCAUUUUCACUUUCCAGAAAUUGGACUACAUAGUCAAAGUCUCAAUUUCAGUGUAACUCCAAAUCCCACAUACUUGUUCUAUAAAUAAUUAUCAUUCUUUACAAAACAAAUUAAAUUAAACUUCUUCAACCCUCAUUAUCCAUCACCUAAAAUGGAGAAUUCUUGGGUUUUUCUAGCCUUGGCAGGGCUAUCUGCAUUAGCUUUUCUCUGUAAAAUAAUCACCUGUCGAAGACCGGUUAACCGGAAAAUACCACCAGGUCCAAAACCAUGGCCCAUCAUUGGCAAUUUGAACCUACUUGGUCCUAUACCACAUCAAUCUUUUGACUUGCUUUCCAAAAAAUAUGGAGAGUUGAUGCUGCUGAAAUUUGGCUCCAGGCCAGUUCUUGUUGCUUCAUCUGCUGAAAUGGCAAAACAGUUUUUAAAAGUACAUGAUGCUAAUUUCGCCUCCCGUCCUAUGCUAGCUGGUGGAAAGUAUACAAGCUAUAACUAUUGUGACAUGACAUGGGCACCCUAUGGUCCCUAUUGGCGCCAAGCACGACGAAUUUACCUUAACCAGAUAUUUACUCCGAAAAGGCUAGACUCGUUCGAGUACAUUCGUGUUGAAGAAAGGCAGGCCUUGAUUUCCCAGCUGAAUUCCCUUGCUGGAAAGCCAUUUUUUCUCAAAGACCAUUUGUCGCGAUUUAGCCUCUGCAGCAUGACAAGGAUGGUUUUGAGCAACAAGUAUUUUGGUGAAUCAACAGUUAGAGUAGAAGAUUUGCAGUACCUGGUAGAUCAAUGGUUCUUACUUAAUGGUGCUUUCAACAUUGGAGAUUGGAUUCCAUGGCUCAGCUUCUUGGACCUACAAGGCUAUGUGAAACAAAUGAAGGCUUUGAAAAGAACUUUUGAUAAGUUCCACAACAUUGUGCUAGAUGAUCACAGGGCUAAGAAGAAUGCAGAGAAGAACUUUGUCCCAAAAGACAUGGUUGAUGUCUUGUUGAAGAUGGCUGAAGAUCCUAAUCUGGAAGUCAAACUCACUAAUGACUGUGUCAAAGGGUUAAUGCAGGAUUUACUAACUGGAGGAACAGAUAGCUUAACAGCAGCAGUGCAAUGGGCAUUUCAAGAACUUCUUAGACAGCCAAGGGUUAUUGAGAAGGCAACCGAAGAGCUUGACCGGAUUGUCGGGAAAGAGAGAUGGGUAGAAGAGAAAGAUUGCUCGCAGCUAUCUUACGUUGAAGCAAUCCUCAAGGAAACACUAAGGUUACAUCCUCUAGGAACUAUGCUAGCACCGCAUUGUGCUAUAGAAGAUUGUAACGUGGCUGGUUAUGACAUACAGAAAGGAACGACCGUUCUGGUGAAUGUUUGGACCAUUGGAAGGGACCCAAAAUACUGGGAUAGAGCACAAGAGUUUCUCCCCGAGAGAUUCUUAGAGAACGACAUUGAUAUGGACGGACAUAACUUUGCUUUCUUGCCAUUUGGCUCGGGGCGAAGGAGGUGCCCUGGCUAUAGCCUUGGACUUAAGGUUAUCCGAGUAACAUUAGCCAACAUGUUGCAUGGAUUCAACUGGAAAUUACCUGAAGGUAUGAAGCCAGAAGAUAUAAGUGUGGAAGAACAUUAUGGGCUCACUACACAUCCUAAGUUUCCUGUUCCUGUGAUCUUGGAAUCUAGACUUUCUUCAGAUCUCUAUUCCCCCAUCACUUAAUCCUAAGUGCUUCCUAUUAUAGCAUCAUAUCAAUAUCCCUCUAAUAAAUAGAGGAUAGUUGUCAUAGGAAGGAACCUAUGCCUAAAGUUUUGGAUUACUACUAAAACUGAACAACUUUUAGGUUUUUGUCUAUUCUGUUCCCUAAACAAAAGAAGACAUCUAUCAAUAAAAUAGCUCUUAUAUCUAA